Molecule: messenger RNA, 2340 nt
Organism: Cladocopium goreaui
Lineage: Eukaryota; Dinophyceae; Suessiales; Symbiodiniaceae
Source: the annotation of a GenBank genome assembly
AUGGCAGGGACGCCGUCCGGCUACAGCCUUGAGCCAACCGAAGACGAUUGCCAGUCGGGUCCCAGAGAUACUGUGCUGAGCACAGCCGAGCCAUGCGAUGGCCGCAAAGACGAGGUUCUGGCAGAAGUGCAAGAAGCGAUGCUGAGAUGGCUGGCAGAGAAUAAACGUCUGGAGGAUUAUCGCAUCGUAGAGCGUGAGAUCCAUGGACUUCAGCUGGCCUCCGCCACUGUGACUGAGAGGACAUCGUCAACUGAAGAGAUACCACUGGAGCGACAUACAGAGCAGAAGCUGACUUUUCCGCAGAUUCGUUGCCGUUUUUCAAUGCGAUCUGCGACCAGUCCGAUUGACCAAAGUGUCGAUUUACACAGCUUCCACUUGCUCCUCACGGUGCAGAUCAGAGGAGAGGCCGAAGUGGCCUUGGUCGACUUCACCGGCCAUCGCAGCAGCGAUCUUCGACGCGAUGAGGCAAUGCAUUGCGUCGACCACGAGCUGGUUCGGCGCUUGCAACAGAUGUUGGUGCCCUCCUUGCCUUCGCCAGUGCUACUUCUGGAUCUGCUGCUGUCCUUGCCACGUGUAACGAGUCCGGUGCCCUUUAGGAUUCAUAUCCUUGAAGAGAUGUUGACGGAGGAAUGCUGGGAGGCGGAGAGUGACUCUGAUCUUCUCGAGGAGCUUUCAAUCAAUGACGAGGCGCAGGAAAGCCUCACUCGUCCAGCUCGUCUAGAGGGUGCGGGAAAACGCCGCCGCCACGCAGAGUUUCCGAAAAAGAUUUCUUCCUGUCCAAGGCCAGGAUAUGGUCCCGCCCACAAGGUCUCGGAGAAGUUGCGACAAGAUUGGGAAGAAUUGGUGAAGGUUUACCUGAAACGGUCCAAAAGUCUCCAGCGCGUCAUUUGUUUGGUGGAUUCCUAUCGUGGGCUCCGUCGCGAUGAUGAACGCCUAUGGGAGACCGUGAUGGACAGUGGGCGGCAGAUGAUGGUGGUGCUCACAAAGGCGGACAGAUGUCAUCCUGUUGACCUCCACAAGAACGUGUCCGAGGUCAUUGCUGCGUUGCAGCAUUUGGACAAAGACCUCAUCUGGCCGUACGUCCAUGCCAUCUCUGCGGAGCAUGACUUGGGCCUUCGCGAACUUCGCGCCUCGCUGAGCAUCCUCAGUCGAAGAGGGGCCAAGCUCCUUCAAGAGACCAAACAUGACGCGAAAACGGCCGGAGAUCACAUGGACUUCAGUCAUGGCAUUCACCAAGUGUUGAGGCAAAAGUUGGUGCUGGGCACGAGUGCUAUGAGUAUGACACCCCUGGAUGGCCACCAUAUGCAGUAUUUAAGCUUGUACCUUGGCUUCAUGGCCAUCUUCGCUUCCAGAAGGCCUCUGGGCCCUCUGGGCCACAUGGUUUUCAUGGCCACUUGGGCUGUGGCAGGUCCUGUCUUUGUGCACAGGCCGGAGCCGGAGGGCCUCCGAGUCGUCGCUUUGAAUGUGAAGAUCGGUUGCUACUUCGCACCCUUCAGCUGUGGUCAUCGCUUUUGUAAUGCGAACUUUGCACUGCUGUCCAGGCUGCUGUGCAACCUUUCGUCGUGCUACACCAUUCAGGUCUUCCACCGCGAGCGCUUGAAGUGGAUGGGGCAAGCUGGAAAUCACCCUGUGGUGGUGCCCAAUCACAUCAACAUGCUGGAGGCCUUCAGUUUGGAGUACAUCACCUGGGGCAUGUCCGGCUGCGUGGCGAAAUCGCAAUUCUCCAUCCCGGGAGUCAAGUCGGCUUGCCAAUUCAGCAACGGAGUGGCAGUCGACACCAAAGACAAGGAUGUAAAGCAGAAAGUGAAUGCUGGCAUCAUGAAGUUUGUGGUGAAUGAGCCUGAUGAACGUGGACAAUAUCCUUACUCUCGCGCCUUUGUGAUAUACCCUGAGGGCAUUACCAACUCUGAGAAUGGCCUCUUUCGCUUCAACACUGGAGCAUUUGCACCGGGAGUUCCUGUGCAGCCCAUCGUUCAAAGAUUUCCCUACAAGUUCAUGAAUCCUGCUUGGGUUUCCGAUUCCCGCGUCGGGCCUGGAAAUGACUUGCCCUGGAUGAUGUUGAGAUAUAUGUCUCAAUUCAACAUAACCUUGCAGGUGAAGAUCUGUGAGAUCUGGGAGCCCAACGAAGCCGAAAAAGUGGAUCCAGUGCUGUAUGCCAGCAACGUGCAAAACUACAUGGCUUUGGAACUUGGAAUUGCAGUGACAAACACUAGCAACAAGAUCCUUCGUCAGAAGGGCGGCCCCUUUGAUUUGAAGGCCUCACAGGUGCAUCCUGAAGUUGACUCGCCUGAAAGGUUAUCUGAACCACUACUGGCUGAAUCUAGUCCAGACAGCGGAUGA